ACUUCUGAGAAAGCAACAUCUGUGGCACGUAACUGAAGCUGGGCAUAGUGAGUCUUCUCUCUGAACCAUGCAAAUCUCUUGGUUAGAACCGAGUAUCGCACUCUUCGUGGCGCAGCUGAAUUUCCUUCUGAUAUGCUGUUGUUAUUGCUGGACUAAGAAAAAGGGCAGAUGUCAGAACAACAGCAGCCACAGUGAAAAUCGUCCGUCUCAACACGUCAGGGCGGCUGUUACUUCAUCUUCGUCUUCCUGUACUACCAGAGAUCCGCUAAGUCCUCCUGCAGCCUUUCUGGUUCCUAGAACACAAGCUAUCGACAGAAGUAAACUUCACUUUCCGCCAAGAUACGCUGGAAUGAAACAAUGCCCUCCGACUAGGCUUGUCACCAAGAGCUCCUUGACACCGUUUCAUGGUAGGGUUGCUGGCACCGGAGACUAUGAAACGCUGAAGACACCGCCCUCCGAACCAAACUCUCCUAAAGACUUAGUUCCAGAAAAUCACUCUCUCCAGAAUGAAACUCCAGCAUAUAUCGCACCUCGGGUCCCAUCUGCAGCAAAACCUCAACUGAAGUCCUCAAUACGAGUACCUCACGCACCUACUCCAGUAGGACUUCCACAGUCUGCAACUGCAGAAAGCCUUCCACCUCAGCCUCCCACCCCAGGAAGGCUUCCUCCCCAACCUCCUACCCCAGAAUGGCUUCCAUCUCAACCCCCAACAUCGCCAGAUAUUCCACCGCAACCUCCAUUCACACCAAACCUCGGGUCUGAGACUCGGCUCCCGUCUGCAAAAAGACUACCACUCCCUCCUAGCCAACCGCCCCAAAGACCUGACCGCCACGUAAUCAACAGCGAAGCGGGCACUGCGACAAUUGCGAUUGUUUUUCCUUCUGAUCAAGUCAAUCUAAGGAAUGCCAGUCAGACUCCCUUUCGGGCACGACCCGUGACGCAAGCAAUUCUCGAAAUCAACAAAAAAAUUGAAAUCAAAUUGAAAAUGAGAGUGUGACUGUAAAGAUAUCUUUGGAAGUUACAGUUUAUUUUUAACUCCGCCAAAGAGGUUAUGAUCUCCGUAGCGUAGGUUAGUUUGUUUCUUUGUUUUUGAUUGGUUCACAGGAUAACUAAAAAGUCAACUUGUGACGGCCUAACAUAUGCCAUUGAAUUUUGGGAGUGAUCUGGAUCAUGAUCCGGAUCAAGGAAUUCUUUACAGGUUUGUCUUUACGGAUGUCACCAGUGUAAUUGAGAGAGUAAUGAUUUUUAUGUGAUUUUUCGUGUUGUUUAUUAUUGCAUCAGUAAACCUAUUGCCUUGGCAUAGGUAUGUGCUCUCUGAGUGUUUCUAGUUGUUAUUAUUAUUACUAGUAGUAGUAGUAGUAGUGGUGGUAGAAUCGGCACACUAAAUAUUCUGCAGACACGACCGAUAAUACCUCAAAUAAAGGCAGAGCCUCCCCCCCCCCACUGUUUCUUACCUUUUAUCGAGGCGAUGAUGCACUUGGCAUGUUGGUGAUAACUGAUGGGAGGUUUAUAGCAUAGUCAUCUGAGAGCGACUCGGAUUUAGUACAAUGAUUUGAAAUAAAGUUAUGUUAGUCGGAUAAGUUGCAUUUAAUUCAUUAUGGCCAACCUUUUAUGUACACCUUCGCUGAAAAAAAGAAAAGAAAAGAAAAAUGUAAAGCCACAGUGAUUCUCUCGAUCUUUCUUUUUCUAACAAUUAAUUUCAUUUACUAUUUUUGUGCGAUAUUCUGUAUCUUUGAUUGUUUCACUUUAUAAGUCUUAAAUCGUGAUUUGAAAGAAUA
Molecule: messenger RNA, 1778 nt
Organism: Penaeus vannamei (Pacific white shrimp)
Lineage: Eukaryota; Metazoa; Arthropoda; Malacostraca; Decapoda; Penaeidae
Source: RefSeq, a predicted model, not a curated record